Molecule: messenger RNA, 453 nt
Organism: Geodia barretti
Lineage: Eukaryota; Metazoa; Porifera; Demospongiae; Tetractinellida; Geodiidae
Source: the annotation of a GenBank genome assembly
AUGCAACAAGCCGGCGAUAAAGCCAAAUUGAGUCUAAUGGCGACCAGGAUCCGGGAACGCAAGCCACCAACGCUCAGUAUGGCACCUAUGAUUGAUUGUGUGUUCCUGCUCCUGAUUUUCUUCAUGGUAUCGACAACCUUCUCGCCGAUUCCCGGUCUCCGGGUGCAGUUGCCCCCGCCGGGGAAACCGUCAUCCGAUAAACCGAAAGGUCUGACUGUCCGAAUCGCAAAUCCGGAACCCGGCAAUGACCAAGGCACGAUGGUGCUGAAUGAUGAGGUCGUCCAGAUUGAUGAAAUGUUUACUCGAUUCAUCAAUGCACCUGAGGAAGCGACAAGCAUGCUCAUUAUCCAAUCCGAGCGAGACGUGCUACAUGGGCAGAUCGUACAAGUGAUGGAUAUCGCGAAACAGGCAGGUAUAGAUAAAAUCGGGUUCGCUAUUGUCGCAAGAGAUUGA